This is a messenger RNA of Terrapene triunguis (Three-toed box turtle), 2323 nucleotides long. It is a transcript of the gene TM9SF4, whose product is annotated as transmembrane 9 superfamily member 4. The transcript is spliced from 18 exons. Gene Ontology annotation, biological process: protein localization to membrane. The record is from RefSeq and is a predicted model, not a curated record. Lineage: Eukaryota; Metazoa; Chordata; Testudines; Emydidae. Bases 18 to 1952 code for a protein of 644 amino acids. Gene Ontology annotation, cellular component: membrane.
CGACACGUGGAUCCAAGAUGGCGGCAGCGGGGGCGACGGAAAGGCUGAUGUGUUUGCUGAUGCUGCUUGCGCUCUUUCACGAAACAAGCUCCUUCUAUGUACCAGGUGUAGCUCCUAUCAACUUCCACCAGAAGGACCCCGUAGAAAUCAAGGCUGUGAAGCUCACCAGUUCACGAACCCAGCUGCCAUACGAGUACUAUUCCUUGCCUUUCUGCCAACCCAACAAGAUAACGUACAAGGCUGAGAAUCUGGGUGAGGUUCUGCGGGGGGACCGGAUAGUAAACACGCCAUUCCAGGUCUUCAUGAACAUAGAGAAGAAAUGUGAGGUUCUGUGCAACUUUCCCAACAAGCCAGUCACCCUGACAGUGGAACAGAGCAAGCUGAUUGCAGAGCGUAUCCGGGAGGAUUACUAUAUCCAUCUUAUUGCUGAUAACUUGCCUGUGGCCACGCGGCUGGAGUUCUAUUCGAAUCGUGAGGAGGAGGAGAAGAAGAAGGAAAAAGACGUGCAGUUUGAGCAUGGAUACAGGCUUGGUUUCAUGGACAGUAAUAAGUUCUACCUGCACAACCACCUCUCCUUCAUCCUUUACUACCACAGAGAGGAGGUGGAGGAGAAUCAGGAGCCCACCUACAGGGUUGUGCGGUUUGAAGUGGUUCCCCAGAGCAUUAAACUUGAAGAUCUGAAGGCAGAUGAGAAGGGCACUUGUAUGCUGCCUGAAGCUGCAGGCUCAGCCCCUCAGGAGAUAGAUCCCACUAAGAAGAACCAGCUGCUCUUCACCUACUCUGUCCACUGGGAGGAGAGUGACAUUAAAUGGGCUUCUCGCUGGGACACCUACCUGACCAUGAGUGAUGUGCAGAUCCACUGGUUUUCCAUCAUUAACUCAGUCGUGGUUGUCUUUUUCCUUUCAGGUAUUCUCAGCAUGAUCAUUAUCCGCACUCUCAGGAAGGACAUUGCCAACUACAACAAGGAAGAUGACAUUGAAGAUACAAUGGAGGAAUCUGGUUGGAAACUUGUGCAUGGAGAUGUCUUUAGGCCUCCACAAUAUCCCAUGAUUCUCAGCUCACUACUGGGCUCUGGAAUUCAACUCUUUUGCAUGAUCCUGAUAGUUAUCUUUGUUGCCAUGCUGGGGAUGCUGUCGCCUUCUAGCCGGGGCGCCCUGAUGACUACAGCCUGCUUUCUCUUCAUGUUCAUGGGGGUUUUUGGUGGGUUCUCUGCUGGCCGUCUUUAUCGGACGCUGAAAGGCCACAGAUGGAAGAAAGGCGCCUUCUGUACGGCAACCCUGUACCCUGGUGUAGUCUUCGGGAUCUGCUUUGUCCUGAACUGUUUCAUAUGGGGGAAGCACUCCUCUGGAGCGGUUCCUUUCCCCACCAUGGUGGCCCUGCUCUGCAUGUGGUUCGGUAUCUCCUUGCCCUUGGUCUACCUGGGAUACUACUUUGGAUUUCGCAAACAGCCAUAUGAUAAUCCUGUGCGGACCAAUCAGAUUCCAAGGCAGAUCCCGGAGCAGAGGUGGUACAUGAACAGAUUCGUUGGGAUUCUUAUGGCUGGCAUUCUCCCUUUUGGAGCCAUGUUCAUUGAACUGUUCUUCAUCUUCAGUGCGAUCUGGGAGAACCAGUUCUAUUACCUCUUUGGCUUUCUCUUCCUGGUUUUUAUAAUCCUGGUGGUAUCCUGCUCCCAAAUCAGCAUCGUUAUGGUGUACUUCCAGCUGUGUGCUGAGGAUUAUCGCUGGUGGUGGAGGACCUUCUUGGUUUCUGGAGGAUCUGCCUUCUAUGUACUGAUUUAUGCCAUCUUUUACUUUGUGAAUAAGCUGGAUAUCGUUGAGUUCAUUCCCUCCUUACUCUACUUUGGCUACACUGCUCUCAUGGUCCUGUCUUUCUGGCUCCUCACUGGCACCAUUGGCUUCUACGCAGCCUACAUGUUUGUCCGUAAGAUCUACGCUGCGGUGAAAAUAGACUGAAGAUGCACAGACUCAGCACAAAGCAGACACCUCUGUGUGCAUUUCCUCCUGGAAAGGAAGAGGGGGAUCCUUUCCCAGUUUUUUUAAGGAAACAAAACCCAAUGGGGGAGUGACGAGAGAAAUAAAUAACUCCUGCUCAUUUUGGAAUGUAACUUUUGGCACAGCGUACACGGAUUCUGGGGCUACUUCUGGGGGGAGGGGUGUGUAGAUACCUUGCAUUUUAAGUUUAUUAUUUUAUUCCAGUUUUGAGGGAUUUUUAGCAGAAAAAUAUCCCUCUAUGUAAGUAAGCCCCUUUUUUGCUCAUUCAUUCUUUUGUUUAUGUUGAAUAACGAAUGGAUUUGAGACAGCAAUGGAAACAUUUGGGAAACAUU